Molecule: messenger RNA, 821 nt
Organism: Capra hircus (goat)
Lineage: Eukaryota; Metazoa; Chordata; Mammalia; Artiodactyla; Bovidae
Gene: FGF17
Product: fibroblast growth factor 17
Exons: 5
Coding region: 166-816 (216 amino acids)
Biological process (GO): cell differentiation; regulation of cell migration; positive regulation of gene expression
Cellular component (GO): cytoplasm
Molecular function (GO): growth factor activity; type 2 fibroblast growth factor receptor binding; type 1 fibroblast growth factor receptor binding
Source: RefSeq, a predicted model, not a curated record
CCCCCCUCCGCCCCUCUCUCCUCCUCCCCUCUCUCUCCUCUUCACUGAAAACCUGUGGCUCGAAGAGACCUUGGCUUCUCUGGGACUCUGCCCCUGGGGACUGCCCACAUCUGCUCCUGACUUUGGGGGCAGGAGGGCAAACAGCCCCAAGAAAUCUCUCCGGCAAUGGGAGCCGCCCGCUUGCUGCCCAACCUCACACUGUGCCUGCAGCUGCUGAUUCUCUGCUGUCAAACUCAGGGGGAGAAUCACCCGUCUCCUAAUUUUAACCAGUACGUGAGGGACCAGGGCGCCAUGACUGACCAGCUGAGCCGGCGGCAGAUCCGUGAGUACCAGCUCUACAGCCGGACCAGCGGCAAGCACGUGCAGGUCACCGGGCGUCGCAUCUCCGCCACCGCCGAGGACGGCAACAAGUUUGCCAAGCUGAUAGUGGAGACGGACACAUUCGGAAGCCGGGUGCGCAUCAAGGGGGCUGAGAGUGAGAAAUACAUCUGUAUGAAUAAGAGGGGCAAGCUCAUCGGAAAGCCCAGCGGGAAGAGCAAAGACUGCGUGUUCACCGAGAUUGUGCUGGAGAACAAUUACACGGCCUUCCAGAAUGCCCGGCACGAGGGCUGGUUCAUGGCCUUCACACGGCAGGGCCGGCCCCGUCAGGCCUCCCGCAGCCGCCAGAACCAGCGAGAAGCUCACUUCAUCAAGCGCCUCUACCAGGGCCAGCUGCCUUUCCCCAACCACGCCGAGAGGCAGAAACAGUUCGAGUUCGUGGGCUCGGCCCCCACCCGCCGGACCAAGCGCACGCGGAGGCCACAGCCCCUGACGUAGUCGGG